CAGCUGCAGCUCACCCUGCCGUUGAGAGUGGCGACAGUAGUGAUCAGACCACCAUGCAUCGCUUGCGCUUUCUCAGGGCGCCACUUGGCGGUGGCAUUGGUGGCAUCCGUUCGAGAGCAUAUUCCGCUCCAACAGCAGCAGCAUCCGCAGGAAAUACCCCAUGCAUGGCGGCAACGUGCAGCAGCAGCAUCGGCGGCAGCACUGCUGACACCCAUAGCAACAGCAGUAGCAGCAGCAGCAGUAGAUGCCUCAGCACGAGCGCAAAUCAGAAGAAGUACGAGGACAUCCCGAAGCGCGUCUACGAGAGCGCGCCGAAGCGUCGCCACGGCAAGCACGCCGGGAUGAAGAAGUGGUCAGCAACUACGAGAGGCCCUCCGCCGCAACAGGCGGAGCAGGAGCAGGAGGAGCGGGAGGGUGAGGUGCAGCAGAAGCAGCUUGCCUUGGGUGACGUUUGGAGCAGCGGGAAUGAGGGGAGCUUGAGGGAGAUCACGACGGGACUGAAGGAGAUCAGGGUCAGCCCCUGGAACCUGAACCUCCUGGCGAAGCUCGUGAGGGGCCUCCCGGUCGUGGAGGCGAACGCGCAGCUUCUCUUCUGCAAGAAGAAGCACACCACCACCGUAGCGAAAGCCAUCCAGAACGCCCUCAACCUGGCGGACAUGAGGUACGGGCUUGCCGCGGAAGAGCUGGAGGUGGGCGAGAUCUUCGUCACGAAGGGGAAGAUGGUGAAGCGUCUCCGGAUCAUGGGCAGGGGCCGCGCAGGGAUCGCGAGGCGCAAGUGGAGCCACCUCAACGUAACUCUAAGGGAGAUCGAUUUCGACAAGCAGAUCAAAGCGGCGCCUAGCAGGAAUCGGAGGGAGAAACUGAUGGCCCGCAAGGAUGAGGUGGAGCAGCUUCGGGCCGAGCGCGGGGAGCAGGUUUACGCGGAGCCCAUUUAGGCGGCUGCUGCUAGCUGGUCACGCCCUCAAAGCCGCGCCGCAACCUUAGCUAGGUAGCCCAGGGAGCCCAGGGAGAGGUAGAGAUGAAAGAAAAUGGGUUAUCGGCUUCGACGACGGCGGCAGCGUGUCAACGGGGGGCAGAUUAAGCACUCGAUGGGGGCUGCGGUCACGCACAGAAGUGUUGUAACGGGAACACUUUGACCAAUGAGAAACUGCGGGCACGCUUUCUUUCGCGUACACCUUGAGAGAUUGGCGCUCUUGCGACGUACAAGUACGGGGAAAGGCAAACGAUGCGAGGCAGUGACAGCGGUGGCAGCGCCAGCAGUGGUACAAAGGCCAACUAUAACUGUUUAGUUGUGGGGAAGGGCGUUUGGUGAAUUGUUCCUUGUUUUUUGUUCCUGCCCGACUAGAAGCGACUGACAGUGAGUCGCGAUAGGUUAAUAUACCACCGGGAGUAGUCUUUGUAGUCUACUGAAAGUACCCACGACGGUAGAGUGUGAAGUAUGAAACCUCGACGUUGGGCUGGACAGCUGGUUGAACAGAGAUGAAGGCGAAGCAAGUGACGGCGAAAGCACGGCACUCAUUGCUACUGCUAUGCAGCCAGGCCGGCCGAGUUGAGUGAACUGGCCCCAAGUGCCGGCUUAAUUCUUGAGUCAGUAUCUAUCUUUGGUGUUGUCGUUCGAAGCCCGGGAAACCCAUGCCAAAAAUAAACAAAC
Ectocarpus sp. CCAP 1310/34 is the source of this 1651-nucleotide messenger RNA. Lineage: Eukaryota; Phaeophyceae; Ectocarpales; Ectocarpaceae. The record is from the annotation of a GenBank genome assembly.